Messenger RNA from Erigeron canadensis, 1557 nucleotides. RefSeq names its product cytochrome P450 CYP749A22-like. The record is from RefSeq and is a predicted model, not a curated record. The coding region runs from base 1 to 1545 and encodes 514 amino acids. NCBI's taxonomy places the organism in Eukaryota, Viridiplantae, Streptophyta, Magnoliopsida, Asterales, Asteraceae. Gene Ontology annotation, molecular function: monooxygenase activity; heme binding; oxidoreductase activity, acting on paired donors, with incorporation or reduction of molecular oxygen. The transcript is spliced from 5 exons.
AUGGAUUCAAUGAUCAAAUAUGGUACUGUUUUCCCAGCUAGUAUUCUGUUGUUGUACCUUAUACUGAUUCUUGCCAAGUUUUUUCGCAAAGUAUGUUGGCUGCCCAGCCGUAUUCAAUACACCAUGAGAUCUCAAGGAAUCAAAGGCCCGUCUUACCAAUUCCUCCAUGGAAACACCAAAGAGAUUUUUAAUAUGCGGAAACAAUCCAUGAGUCGACCCAUGGAUCAUCUAUCGCAUGAAAUCUUCCCAAGGAUUCUGCCACAUAUUUAUUCAUGGGUAAACUUAUAUGGAAGAAAUUUCUUGAAUUGGUAUGGUCCUCAAGCUCAACUUGUGGUUACAGAAGUUGAGCUUGUUAAAGAAAUAAUGAACAAUAAAAAUGAUGUUUACCCAAAGAUAGAACUCGAAGGCCAUGUAAAGAAGCUGUUAGGAGAUGGGCUUUCGUCAACCAAAGGUGAUAAGUGGGUAAAGCUUCGAAAGCUUGCUAACGGUGUCUUCCAUGGAGAAAGCUUAAAAAACAUGAUUCCGGUGAUGAUUACUAGUACUGAAAUCAUGUUGCAAAGGUGGAAAGAACACAAUGGGAAAGAAAUUGAAGUAUUUCAAGAAUUUAGAGUAUUAACAUCAGAAAUCAUUUCAAAAACUGCUUUUGGGAGUAGUUACUUGGAGGGAAAGAAGAUUUUCGAUAUGCUCAUAAAGUUAGCAAUGAUCGUUGCAAGAAACACACAUAAUAUUCGGUUGCCAGGCAUAAGCAAUUUUGUAAAGAACAAGGAUGACAAAGAGGCAGAGAAACUUGAGCAAGGAAUCAAAGAUUGCAUUCUUGACAUCAUUAAUAAAAGGGACCAAAAAACGAGCAUGGACACGAGUAUUAGUGAUUUCCUUGGAGAAUUGCUUAAGGCAUCUCGUGCCAAAGAUGACUCAAAACGGAUAUCUUUCAAUGAUAUGGCCGACGAGUGCAAGACAUUUUAUUUUGCAGGACAUGAAGCAAUGACAUCUUUACUUGCAUGGACUAUUCUUCUUUUAGCAAUCCAUGAGGAAUGGCAAGAAAAAGCUCGUGAAGAAGUCUUCGAGUAUUUUGGCAAAGCAAACCUGAGUGAAGAUUCAAUAAGAAGACUCAAAACGAUGAACAAUAUUAUUGAAGAAUCGUUGAGACUCUAUUCACCAUCUCCUGUGUUGAAAAGGAAAGUUGAAAAAGAAGUUCAAUUAGGACAAAUGACCCUUCCACCAAAUAUGGAGCUAUACAUUUCGCCGUUAGCAAUUCAUCAUGACCCUAGAAUAUGGGGAGAGGAUGUUCAUUUGUUCAAGCCUGAAAGAUUUGAAGGAGGCAUAGCUAAAGCAACAAACAACAAAGCGGCUGCAUUCUUGCCAUUUGGGUUCGGCCCAAGAACAUGUGUCGGUAUAAAUUUUGCAAUGGUUGAAGCCAAGGUUGUACUUGCCAUGAUUUUACAAAGGUUUAAGUUUAAACUGUCUCCAAGUUAUGUUCACUCUCCUAUCCAAGCUUUUACGGUUAGACCCCAACAUGGUGUUCAAAUCAUUCUUGAGGCUAUCUAAACCAAAAGGUAA